Messenger RNA from Pyricularia pennisetigena, 3102 nucleotides. RefSeq lists its product as uncharacterized. Gene Ontology annotation, molecular function: cysteine-type endopeptidase activity; cysteine-type deubiquitinase activity. Bases 1 to 3102 code for a protein of 1033 amino acids. Lineage: Eukaryota; Fungi; Ascomycota; Sordariomycetes; Magnaporthales; Pyriculariaceae. Gene Ontology annotation, cellular component: cytosol; nucleus. The transcript has 5 exons. The record is from RefSeq and is a predicted model, not a curated record. Gene Ontology annotation, biological process: protein deubiquitination.
AUGAGCAAUCGUCAUCUGCCGGCUGGGCAGGCCAUGGAAGGCGCGGGGAGCGCGGGCGUCGCCAUGAGCCCUUCACACGGUGGUCCCGGCCCGAGCCCGGGUCCGCGCAGAGGUGGCCGUCCGCCGGCCUAUCAUCAGUCGCAUUCCGCCUACAGCGCCACUCACCACCAACCCUUUCAACCGCACGUACAACACCCUGGUGUCUAUAGCGGCUAUAUGGGCCAUCCCUAUGCCAACUAUGGCUACCCCCAUACUGCUCCGAUGCCUCCACCCUACCAAAAUGGCGCCCAGUACUACGUACCCAACAUGCCUGGCCAGCCAUACAUGCCUUACCCUGCGCAGUAUGCUCGUUCGCCUCCGAGCAUGCACCAGUACGUCCACACAAUGGGAACUGGCGCGAUACCGCCCCAGCCUGUACCCCAGCCGCAAGCAUAUCAGCGCAACCAACAGUCGCCUAUUGUUGUCUCGUCUCCGUACCCGAAUCCUCCACCUCCUCCUCGAUCCGCCUCCCACAGUCAUGCAAUGGUCGUGCCCCCUCAACCGAUACACAGUACUCCUCAACACGCUGCUGGGCAAUAUGCUCCUCAGCCCGUCCCGCAAGCCGCACCUCGGGCGCAGACCGAGGCUGCGGCCCAGACGGCCGCUUCUGUCGCUCCUGUUGAAUCCGAGGCACCCCCCACACCGUCGUCAAGCAGCUCCGCACAGGCACAGGCGCCAGCUUUGCCUAUGACGCCUCCGACACCACAGACCGUUGAGACUUCGGUUGAGCUUUCUGCGAGCCCGAAGGCCCAGGCCCAAGUCAACCUCUCGCCUCCUCGAACAACCUUUACGCCACCUCUUCCUUGGUCUACUCAUCCAGACGAGUCAUGGCCAAAGCGAGCCAACAAGAUCAAGAGGUGUCACAAGGCGCUCGACAACCAGGUCCAAGCGCUUUCACUCCCCGCCAUGGAAGAAUCGGGGCCUGGUGCGACUACUGAUAGCUCCAUAGCGACUACUGAGGGAUCUGCGGCGCCUGAUUCAAAACCUGCUGAGACGGCAGCUGCUGACAAGGCCGAAACAUCAGCUCAUGGCGAAAACGACCCGUUCCAUGCUAAAUGGGAGGUGCCUGUCGAUGGACCGCCGCCCGCACAAGCGGACCCAGUCGCACACUCUCCAUCUUCACAAGACCAGCCAUCUGGGGCAUCCACAUCCCCUACAACACCUGCUUCGAUCAACGCCACCCCUUCCGCUACGUCAGCCACCCCAACUCCCGGAAAGCCCAAGGGUACAAGUCGCCCUGCAGCCCCAGCCGUACCUCUAAUACCGGCUGUACCCAAGGGCUCGCCGAGGGAGGCAAAGCUCUCUCAAGCAGACAAAGCAUCUGUAGAGCACAAGAUUGACAGUGCUGCAUCGGAUGCUGGUAACACUGCUUCUACUUCUACUAUGUCUGCUGGGCCGAGCGCAACUGAAUCUCCCUCGUCUGGCCCUGCGCCUGCGUCUGUGCCCGCUGCUCCCAAGCUGUGGACUGGACUAUUUGCCAAAACUGCUGCUGCCGCUGCCAACGCUACCCCUGGUGAACCCACUUCUGGGCAGAUUGGUACCAAUGGAACGGCCGCUACGGACUCUGCUAGUGGGAGUACUGCCACUGGUACGUCUGCCUUUGUUCAAGCCAAAAAUAACUCGCUUGCCGAAGCCCUGAGGGCAUACCGUGUUGGAAAUGGAGAUAAGCUAGCAUUUAUUGAACCGAGGGGCCUGAUCAACACCGGAAAUAUGUGCUAUAUGAAUUCUGUCCUUCAAGUCCUUCUUUUCUGCACGCCUUUCUACGACUUCCUCGAGCAGGCAGGGAAAAAGGUUGCCCACAGUUUCAACAGCGAAACUCCUCUUAUCGAUGCGAUGAUCGAGUUCAUGCGCGACUUCAAGAUUAUCGAUUCAGCCGUGUCGGUUGAUCAGCUCCGUCGCAGGCUCAAGAGCGAAGAACUUGAGCAGUACGGAGAGCCUUUUACGCCCGAGUUCAUUUACGAGGCCAUCAGGAAGCUUCCUCGCUUCUCGAGCAUGAGGCGUGGUCAUCAACAAGAUGCUGAAGAGUUCCUCGGCUUUUUCCUGGAAUCACUUCAUGAUGAGUGCACCCACGUAAUGCGUGCAGCUGGGUCACAAUCAAGCACAUCCACAGCUCCUCAGUCAUCCUCUCAAACACCUACUACAUCGGCGCCCUCUGUUGGCGGUGGCGACAACGAUUGGCUUGAGGUCGGACCCCGACAACGGGCUGCUAUCACCCGUUCAAGUGGCCACUCAGACAUGUCAUCCCCGGUCACAAAGAUCUUCGGGGGAGAACUUCGAUCCGAACUGCGGGUUCCUGGCCUCAAAGACUCGGUCACGCUUGAGCCUUACCAGCCUUUGCAGCUGGACAUUGGCGCGCCCCAAGUGCGGAAUAUCGUUGAUGCCCUGCGUCACCUGACCAAUCCCGAGAGCCUCCGUGGCGAUUUCAACUCUCCUAGGGGCAAGGAUGUCUCGGCCACCAAGCAGGUCUUUAUUGAGUCGCUGCCCCCUGUGCUGAUCCUACACCUCAAGCGAUUCCAGUUCGACGCCGAGGGCAAUGGGACUGUCAAGAUCUGGAAGAAGGUCGGCUACCCACUCGAGCUGGAGAUCCCCCGCGAAGUUAUUUCCCGCGCCAAGCGCACGGCAGGCAGCUUGCCCAAGUACAAGCUGAUUGCGGCGGUCUACCACCAUGGCAAGAACGCCAGCGGAGGUCAUUACACGGCCGACGUCCGCCGCCAGGAUGGGACUGAGUGGAUCAGACUGGACGACACCGUCAUCCGACGCGUUCGAAGUGAGGAUGUCGCUGAGGGCGGUGCGGAGGAGGAUGUCGUGAAGGGCGACAACGCGUCUCGCAAGGACGGCGGUGGCUAUGCCUCGGCAGCCGCCAAUCGCUUCGCGGGCAUGGGCGAGGACGAUGCGACCGACGAUGACGGGUGGAAGCAGGUCAGCACACCGGCGAGCGGAGGCAAGAAGUGGAGCAGCGUUGUCAACGGUGCCUCACCGGCGACCGCCAACAAGGGGAAGCAAAUCAAGGACAACAUCAAAGACAACAAGGUGGCCUACCUGCUCUUCUACCAGCGCGUCUAG